Molecule: messenger RNA, 2976 nt
Organism: Paraglomus occultum
Lineage: Eukaryota; Fungi; Glomeromycota; Glomeromycetes; Paraglomerales; Paraglomeraceae
Source: the annotation of a GenBank genome assembly
AUGCGCAAUUUGAAACAUGCACGUAGUUCCGAGACAUUGAAAACAAACAGUCUACUAAAUGUAAAUGAAGGACAAACCGAAACAUCGUCAAAAGGUUGGGCUAGUAGAUUACGACGGUCGCCCUCAGCUGCUUCGUCGAUGUCCCCAUUCUUUCUUAGGAAAAACGUGACGCAACCCGUGCCUAAUGGAUCUAUCGGUGGCUCAAUGUUAAGUAGAUUACGUGAGAUGUCUGUAGGGUAUUCGGACGUUGUACAGCUAUUGAUUUCAAAGAAAGUCACUUUGUUACUACCAGAAGCGAUUGCACUGCCAUCGAUAAAAAUUGAUCGUGCGUUUGUAGAAGAUCAUGUAAUUAUAACGCAGAAAACAGAAGACGGGAUACAGGCAGUUACGUUGAGUGGCCUACGAGCAUUCAUUCGACCGAACAUUUUGAUUGCGAUUGGAGCAAUACAAUCUCAACCGAAUGACUCGCUAUCAGACGAAUCGAUGAAACCAAGGUCUAUCUUUGAUUCAUACACUUUACCCAAGAACCUAUCGGAAUAUCCGACGAUUAAUGUAAUAAAUGACAACGCAGAGUCUAUGCUCCAUGGAAUGAGUAUACAAGGAAUUGUGAUUGCAGCACCGAUAAUACGACAAGAGAUUGCUGAGCAAGUUGCUUUGAUCUGGGAGAUUGAAGAAAGAUUAACUUGGAUUACGGAUCUUCCCGGAAAAUUACCGGGUGAGAUUCAAAGAUUUGUCCAAGAGUAUGGAGAUAAUCGGCCAUUAUCAGAAGAUUUAUGCUCGGAAAAGAUCCAAGAAUUUUAUCAAUAUUGCUACAAUGAAAUUGAGUCCGUGACUGGAUUAACGGAGGCCGCUGAAAGAGAAGUUGAAGCCAAAUUGAGUUGUAUCGAAAAGUUUAUAUGUUCGGUACUGUACACGAGUUUAUUUUGUCCCGAAUGGGGUGACGAUGAACUAUUCGAUGAAGCGCUAGGAUCAAAGAUUGCAGCACUGAAUAUAUUGGAACUAGGUCUUGGCCAUCUUGGUAUUACUGUUCAGCCUCAUCAGCAAGUUCUCUUUGACAAUGCUAUAUGCGCUGCAAGCGACAUAUUUAGUUCACUGGAGACGUUAAAGACGCCCGGUGAGAAACUGGAUAUAUUUGUAAGAUGUCAUCGGAUUGUAGUCGAUACAUUGAAGCAAUGUACAUCAAUUCCAAAUCCAUCCGAGGAUGUUAAACCUGUAGAUAACCAAUUGGCUCCUGUUUCUCAACCAUCCCCAACAGAAGAGAACAAGAAUUCUGCCGCUGACGCUAUAUUUCCCGUAUUGAUAUACAUUCUUGUGAAGGCGAAUCCCAAAAAAUUAAACUCGCAUGUUCGAUUUAUUCAGAGGUAUAGAGCACAAGCACUACUCCAUGGUGAAUCAGCUUACUGUCUAACAAACAUAAUGGCAGCAGUAUCAUUUCUAGAGAAUGUAGAGUUACAAUUAUUGGGCUUAGCAAAGGUGCAGAGUACGAUAAAUGACAUCGAAUCACCAUCAUCACAAAUGCAACCACAACAAUCACCAUUUACUUCAAAAUUAGCAUCAACAUUAACAAUGACAUAUACGUUACCAAUUUCAUUAACGCUUGGUGUAGGUCGUACCAUAGGAUACGGUGUUGCAGGAGCUGCAGGGGUGGCGGGGAGUGGGCUACAUAUGAUAACGGAUGUUGUUGAUACAUCGUAUAAGAAAAUUGGAUGGAUGCUUGGAUAUAGUGAGAAUAAGCCGACUGAUCGCACAGAAGUGGAUCGCGAAGGCAUAGAGACAGAGGCAAUGACCAACGAUAUUAUUGUAGAUAAACCAAAACAGACAUCAGGCGAGACAGUUGUGACCAACUCAUCACCAUCCAUUGUUUUUAAUGAAGAGAACACAGUAUUGACUAUUGAUAAAUCAUCGAUGUCAAAUGAGCAUAAUACAGUAAACACGAAUGAAGCAUUGUUGAUAGACUGCCACGACGUUAAUGUCAGAAAUGAAAAUUUGUGUGAUGCAACUGAAUUAUUGUUAUCGACGUCUAUGGAUGCAGCAUCAUUACAACGGCGUGCGUGCAAUAUAGCGCCACCCAUCAACCGCUUCAUAAAAUGCCCGAUUGAAGAAUUUAAGGUUGUCGAUGUACCUGCCCUUCUACCUACUUCAAUUCACCACCGGCGCUCUUUCCAUGCGACCCCACUGUCUUAUAGUGUAAAGCCGUUCUUGGCUGACGAUCAAGUUCUCAGCUAUACCGAGAAACAUACCAGUCGCGGUCCCGCCUAUAUGGACUACAUCUACACCAACAGUUUACAUGCUUUUCCUGAAGAAGCUAAACAAAUGAUUUCCCGACCUCAAGCGCUUUUCCUGUCAUGGAUAACGCGACUUAUGAAAGCAGAAAAAGUACUUGAGAUUGGAACAUUGCUAGGUUAUAGCACCCUUGCGUUGGCAGAAGGAGUUAAAGAAAGGGAGGAACCUUACGUGCUUAGUCUAGAGAAGGAUCCGAUCUAUGCUAAGCUGGCAAAAAAACAUAUACAAAUGGCGAAAAUGCACAAAAUUGUUGAAAUUAGAUGCGGAAAGGCUUUGGAAACGAUGAACGAGUUUGAUGAUUCGAUGAGAUUUGACUUGAUAUUUCUUGAUGCAAAUAAAUCGGGAUAUACAGAUUACUAUGAUCUCAUCAUGGAGAAGGAUCUCCUCACGAGAAAUGGAUUAUUGGUGGUAGACAAUGUAUUAUUCAAAGGUUACGUACAUCCACGUGAACUGCAGCCAUUCUAUCGGCCUCCGAAGAAAAGAUACUCGAAACAAGAAGAGAAACAGUUAAAGGUAGCCGAAGAAACGGAUGAAAAGUACAGAAAAAUUGGGAGAAGACUGCAGCAUUUCAAUCGACAUGUGGCCGAGGAUCCAACUACUGAGCAGAUGUUGGUGCCGAUGUUUGAUGGCAUGAUGUUUAUUUGGAAGAGAAGACCAGGCAGAAAUGCGUGGGCUGCACAAGAUCUAGAAUAG